Messenger RNA from Pyricularia grisea, 1041 nucleotides. RefSeq lists its product as uncharacterized. Bases 1 to 1041 code for a protein of 346 amino acids. The record is from RefSeq and is a predicted model, not a curated record. NCBI's taxonomy places the organism in Eukaryota, Fungi, Ascomycota, Sordariomycetes, Magnaporthales, Pyriculariaceae. The transcript has a single exon. Gene Ontology annotation, molecular function: catalytic activity.
AUGGAGGAUUUCACCCAGAAAACCAUCAAAACCAAGCGCGGGUUCGACUACGCCUACUACACGACCCCCAACAUCAACCCAUCGUCCCCGACCCUCCUAUUCAUCCACGGAUUCCCAGACCACGCAUUCAUGUGGGACGAGGUGGUGGCGCACGUCCUCUCCAACCCGUCGACGGCGUCCUACAACGUCGUCGUCCCCGACAAGCUCGGCUACGGCGGCAGCUCCAAGCCGACCGACCCAUCCGCCUACUCCUUCCCGGCCAUGGCCGACGAGCUGGCCGAGGUCCUCGACGCCGAGCACGUGACGCAGCAGGUCGUCGUCGUCGGCCACGACUGGGGCUCGUUCCUGGCGCAGAGCUUCUACUGGUACCACCGCGCCCGCGCCGUCGGCCUCGUCCUGGUGUCCGUCGCCUACAUGCCGCCCGACCCGACCGGGGAGCGCGACAUGGCCGCCUCCGCCGCCCUGUUCCAAAAGACCUUUGGCUACUCCCAGUUUGCGUACUGGGAGCUGCUGACGGCCCCCGACGCCCCCGCGCUCAUGGGCGCCAAUCUCGACCGCGUCUACCACGCCAUCCACGGCGACGCGCCCGACUGGAUGCGCGAGAUCUUUUGCGAGCCCGGGGCGUUUCGCGCCUUCGUCGAGGGCACGCACCGGGACAGUGGCAAAGUGCCGCUCAAGCCGUUUGCGCAGACGGAGAAGCGCAGGCGUCAGUUCGUCGACCGCUUCCAGAGGGAUGGGUUCGACGCGCCGGUGCAGUACUACGUCGCGGGCAAGAUGGGCAUGUUGGCCAAGGGUGGGAGGCAGGUCGGGCAGGAGGUGCUGCGUGCCGACUUGCCCGUCUUGUUUGUUGGGUCCACGGGCGAUGCCGUCUGCCGACACGAGCUGAUUGAGGGUUCCGUCAAGGCGGGGUUGCUGCCGGAUCUGGAGAAGCACGUCGUGCAGGACUGUGGGCACUGGAUUCCCAUGGAGAGGCCCGAGGAGCUUGGUGGUUAUAUAGCAUCAUGGUUAGAAAAGAAGUUUCCUGUGGCGGGCAAGGCUUGA